CCUUAUAUCAGUAGUUAUCACGAAUCAAACAGAUGACAAAUAUUAUAAGGGGUCAAGAACGAGAUGAUUCACUUAAUACCUACACCAACAGCCAACGUGUGCCAUAAAAGGUAUUGAAGGAUUCUAGAAUUGUGACUAAACUACAAGCCUCGAUACGCAAUCGCUACCGGCUUUAAGUCGCUACGUCCGGUAAAUCCAACAAGGCCAUUUUUAGGCACCUCGAAAUACUCCAUAGACCCCUUUCUUGUAGAAUCUUUGAAUCCUCCUCUUUCACUCCAACUCCGUACGUAAGUUAGAAACACCUAAAUAUGUCUACGAGUGACAUAUUACAUAUAAAGGGCCUCUUUCCCCAUCGGCAAGUAAGCCUUAACAUGGUAGUUUCACUAAACACAUUCGACCCCUGAGACCACCUUACAACAAACAGGCAACAAUCAAAUCAUAAUAUGCCAGUAUUCGACGAGACAGCGACCAGCGAACAGGUCGUCGAGGCCUUUGCCUCGCAGAUCAAAGGUCGCACGUUCGUUAUUACGGGCGCCGGCCAUCCUAGUAUUGGAAGUCAGAUAGCCGUCUCACUUGCGAGAGGUGCCCCCGCGCACAUUCUAAUCGCCUCGCGCACAGGCAAGAAGGUCGAACCAGUACUGGAGAAGAUCGCCGAGAUCGAUAGUUCUAUCAGGACUACCUUUGUUCAAGUUGACUUGACGGAUCAUGAGUCGGUAAGACGAGCAGCCAAAGAGAUACUGGCAGCAACACCCAAGAUCAACGCCCUUAUCAACAGUGCCGGUGUAAUGGCUAUCAAAAAUUACACCCUAGAUAAACAGGGCAUCGAAUUGCAGCUAUCAGCCAACCAUGUCGGUCACUUCUUACUAACGAACUUGCUCGCACCCGCACUGAUCGCUGCCGGUUCCGAGCCGGAUGGAGCACGAGUCGUUAAUCUCACUAGCUCCGGCUUUUUUCUUAGCCCCUUCCGCUUCGGCGACUGGAACUACUCGGGUGGUAAAACCUACGAUCAUUGGACCGGGUACGGCCAAGCGAAGACCGCAAACGUUCUAUUUAGCUAUGGCCUAAAUAAACGACUCGGUAGCCGCGGCGUGACCUCUACGGCUACUCAUCCGGGCUACAACCACGACACCGAGUUAGGAAACCACCUUACUCAAGAAGACUACGCGGAGAUACCUGGGGUCGUAAGGCGCAAUACGGGUAAAGAUUGGGAGUGGGAGUCUCCCCGAUCAAAGACAUAUACGCAAAUUGCUGCUACAUCACUCAUCGCAGCUCUAGAUCCUGACAUUCCCGCCAAGUCGCCGGCUUACUUGAUGAAUAGCCAGAUUCACGAAGCCGCUCCAUAUGCGACGGACCCCGAGAACGUUGAGAAGCUGUGGAAGCUGAGCGAGGAACUUGUCAAGCAGAAGUUCGAGUAUUAAUUGCGUAAGGGAUGAUUUGCUCAUAGCACCGCUGAGCGCACGAAUAAAAAUAUCAACUCGAUUGAAAAAUCUUUAGUUCCUUGUAAAACUUCCCCAGAAAUUCCCUUCUGACAUCUGGGGUAUCCGGGAUUCUAGUUUCCGGUUAAUUAAAUUCCGUGACACUGCAUUUAGAGGCUACAUAUAUUAUACACCCCUGCCUGGUAAAUCUACCAUUUACCACGCACGUUUCUCCCAAGGGCCACCGGCUAAUUAGGGGCUAGAGUAAGGAUUAGAUGCUAAAACUUAUUAUUAUGCC
Daldinia decipiens is the source of this 1713-nucleotide messenger RNA. RefSeq names its product NAD(P)-binding protein. The record is from RefSeq and is a predicted model, not a curated record. The transcript has a single exon. Bases 444 to 1418 code for a protein of 324 amino acids. NCBI's taxonomy places the organism in Eukaryota, Fungi, Ascomycota, Sordariomycetes, Xylariales, Hypoxylaceae.